Penicillium maclennaniae is the source of this 663-nucleotide messenger RNA. RefSeq lists its product as uncharacterized. The coding region runs from base 1 to 663 and encodes 220 amino acids. The transcript has a single exon. The record is from RefSeq and is a predicted model, not a curated record. NCBI's taxonomy places the organism in Eukaryota, Fungi, Ascomycota, Eurotiomycetes, Eurotiales, Aspergillaceae.
AUGGGAUUCCCUACUGGAGAUAGGUAUACAGGCACGCCGGAACAAAAGCAGCAUCUCGAGCGGUCGUAUCUUCGAAAAGCGCAAUUCAUGAGCGAAAAGGGUACGCCGGUGUGGAAUGGCGAGUUCGGACCCGUCUACGCUGAUCCGGCCAUUGAUACGGAUGCUGCGACGGUUAACCAAGAGCGAUACAAUCUCCUAGGCGAACAACUUCGCAUCUACGACAAAUACAAAAUCCACUGGUCGAUUUGGGUGUACAAGGACAUUGGUUUACAGGGUAUGAUUUAUACUGACCCAGAAAGUCGAUGGAACAAAACGAUCCAACCGUUCCUGAACAAGAAGAGGGACUUCUGGCUUGAUAAAUGGGGGCGUCGUCCUGCUGCUGAGCCGGAAGCUGCACUCAAGCCUCUAGUUGAUUGGAUUGAUUCUGCCAGCCCCACGGCUAAGGAUACUUACCCCACAUCAUGGAAUACGGAGAUGCAUGUCAUGCGUAACGUCUUUAAUACCUUUUUGGCUGCUUCGUUUGUGGACGAAUUUGCGGGUUUUUUUGAAGGCAUGGAUGAGACGGAGCUGGAGGAGCUGGCGAAGAGCUUUCAUUUUGACAAGUGUGUGCAGCGCGACGGCUUGAAUGAGAUUCUGAAGGCGCAUGCACAUUUGACUCAAUAG